Maudiozyma barnettii is the source of this 1218-nucleotide messenger RNA. RefSeq names its product lysophosphatidylcholine acyltransferase (gene TAZ1). Gene Ontology annotation, cellular component: mitochondrial membrane. The coding region runs from base 1 to 1218 and encodes 405 amino acids. Gene Ontology annotation, biological process: cardiolipin acyl-chain remodeling; inner mitochondrial membrane organization. The record is from RefSeq and is a predicted model, not a curated record. The transcript has a single exon. Lineage: Eukaryota; Fungi; Ascomycota; Saccharomycetes; Saccharomycetales; Saccharomycetaceae. Gene Ontology annotation, molecular function: 1-acylglycerophosphocholine O-acyltransferase activity.
AUGUCAUACGAAGAUGUCUUACAUCGUGGUGACGAUUUUUUGAACCAAUACCCUCGAAGAAGUAAAGCAUGGAGAUUUUUCUCAUAUAGUACAUCAGUCUUCGUGAUAGGGGUCUCAAAGUUAAUUAUCAAGACUUUCUACUCCGUGAAGCUUAAUAAUUAUGAAAAUUUGACGUUGGCUAGGCAAAGGUCUCAAAGAGAAAAUAGGGGAUUAAUGACUGUAAUGAACCACAUGUCUACAGUCGACGACCCAUUUAUUUGGGCUACUCUACCAAUGUCCAUUUAUACUUCAUUAAGUAAUAUGAGAUGGUGCCUGGGAGCUCACAACAUAUGCUUUGCAGGUAGAAUUAAAUCCAUGUUCUUCUCUGCUGGUCAGGUGCUAUCUACAGAGAGAUUUGGUGCUGGUCCAUUCCAAGGUGCUAUCGAUGCAUCUAUUAGAUUACUAAGUGCCGAUGAUACAAUUCCUUAUGCUCAGACAAGCAACUCAAAUGGUACCGUACGUAAAUAUUUACCACCAAUAAUAAGAGAGAAACCCUCUUGGGUUCAUGUUUACCCUGAAGGGUUUGUAUUACAAUUGCAUCCGCCAUUUCAAAACUCAAUGAGAUACUUUAAAUGGGGGAUUACUAGAAUGAUCCUUGAGGCGACUAGACCACCUAUUGUUUUACCUAUUUUUACUACCGGUUUUGAAAAUAUUUUACCAGAAGAUGAUUCCAAAUCGGGAUUCAAACAAUUCGUUCAUAGUAUUGGUACGAAGAUUAACGUUUCCUUUGGGAAACCGUUAGACGACACUUUAGUUAAUAAUUAUAGAGAAGAAUGGAAUAAUUUAGUCGAUAAGUAUAGAAAACCUGGAGAAACAGAUUUAAACGAUGAACUCAAGUUUGGUUCAGAAGCCCAAGACCUCAGAAGUAGACUUGCCAGCGAAUUAAGAUCUGCUGUGUCAAAUAUUCGUUCUGAACAACCUGAUUUGCCAAAGGAAGACCCUAGAUUCAAAAACCCCUCAUGGUGGAAACGUUAUACACAGACCGAAGGCCAAUCAGACCCAGAUGUUAGAUUUAUUGGACAAAACUGGGCUAUUAGAAGAUUACAAAAAUUCCUAAAUAUUGGACCAACUGAAAAAGUUGAAAAAACAAGUGCCAUUCCAAAUAAUGAAAAAGAGCAAGAAAAUAAUACAACUUUAGAACCAAAAUCCAAAUCCGAUUUCAAUAAAAAGAAUAACUGA